Trichophyton benhamiae CBS 112371 is the source of this 1608-nucleotide messenger RNA. Its product is annotated as chromosome segregation protein (Pcs1), putative. NCBI's taxonomy places the organism in Eukaryota, Fungi, Ascomycota, Eurotiomycetes, Onygenales, Arthrodermataceae. The transcript is spliced from 2 exons. Gene Ontology annotation, molecular function: microtubule site clamp; protein binding. The record is from RefSeq and is a predicted model, not a curated record. Gene Ontology annotation, cellular component: mitotic spindle; nucleolus; monopolin complex. Bases 1 to 1608 code for a protein of 535 amino acids. Gene Ontology annotation, biological process: attachment of mitotic spindle microtubules to kinetochore; homologous chromosome segregation; meiotic sister chromatid segregation.
AUGCCUAAGCGCAAGGCAGAGUCGAAGCUUUCGUCGCUGGUGAAUGGAGACAUAGAGGACGAUGAUCUGAGUCGCGUCGAAGAUGAUGAUAACGCGAGCAUAGAACCUCCGCCAGCCAAAAGACAAAAAGGACGGCCAAAAGCCGCUACGACAAAGGCUACGACCACGGCAACAAAGACCACAAGGAAAACGCGCUCGAAAGUGGUGGUGGGCCCAAAGAAGCGUGGUGCGGCGGCAGGGCGAAAGAAGACAACCAAGGUGGUGGAAGAGCCGCCAGCUGACGAUGUGGACAGUGCUGUGGAAGAAAAUGAGACAUUAGGGAGAGAAGGGGUUUCAGAGGACGAGCUCGAUUCGCCGGAGACUGUUCAGAACCAAGAGAGUCAAGAGAAAACUCGAACACGAGGGAGAGCAAAGGAUACGGAGACCAUAAGGGACGGGGAAUUCGAGUAUACACCUACAAAUACCAAGUCAGCGGCAGUUAGUGGACAAAAAGGAAAACAAACGGCAAAACAAGCGGCCAAGGAACCCUCUCCACCUGUAGAGAUAACGCCGGAAACUGUGAAGAGUACAUCCAGGACUAGUAUAUCCGCCGGCAAAACACAAAGAUUCACGCCUUCAGGAGUCCACUGGGCUUCGCCUGUGAAAAGUACGAAUGUCUUGCCCCAGCACAGGACAUCUAGGCCAUCUGGGAUAAAACCGUGGGGUAGCCCUACAAAGGGUCGUGAGACGGGAGAUGGAGAGGUUGCUCUCAGGCUGAAACUGGGUGAAAUGACCAAGAAGUAUGAGAGCAUGGAAGGGAAAUACCGUGCCUUGCGGGAGAUUGGCAUAGUUGAGGCAAACUCAAACCUAGAAAAGAUACGGAAACAACAUGAGGAGACCACCGCAGCAUCUAAGCAACUGAUCAACUCCCUGAAGAGUGAACUAUCAAAGCAGUCAAGCGCAUCAAAACAGACCCGAGAUUUGCAGAAGCAACUUGAAUCACGGAACGAGGAAGUGGCUCAGCUGCGACAACAACUCGAAGAAAUGAAGUCUGGCUUAAACAAAGCUCAGACAGAAGCCAAGUCGCUGCAAACAAAACUUACAGCUGCUAGGAAUGCUGCUGCUAACGCGGAGAAAGUAGCUACAGCAAGAGGCUCUGCUGUCAGGUCAGGAGCUGUAACUAGGGAUACUGCCAAUGGUCUCUUGGAGUCGGCUCAGGUGGCCCAGCUCAAGGAAGACCUGUAUAGCGACCUUACCGGCUUAAUUAUCCGAGACGUGAAGAAGAGAGAAUCAGACCACUUGUAUGACUGUAUACAAACUGGUCUUAAUGGAAGUAUGUUGGCCCAUCUCUCCCAUCCCCCGUUGUCUUGCCAUGUCUCCGUUCUAACCUGCGAAGUAGCACUUCACUUCAAACUUGGUGUCAGCCACAACAUGGACAACCGGUCAACUGCCAGCCUGGAAGCAGCGGAGUUCCACUAUAUUCCCUUGCUGGAUGAGAACAGAGACCGAGAUCUGCUAGAGAUACUCCCCGACUAUCUUUCAGUAGACAUCACUUUCUCGCGGCAGCACGCAGCUACAUUCUAUAGCCGCGUAGUAGAUAGGCUCACAAAGAAGCUGACGGACUCUUAG